This is a messenger RNA of Cucumis melo (muskmelon), 2519 nucleotides long. Its product is annotated as dolichol kinase EVAN. Gene Ontology annotation, biological process: dolichyl monophosphate biosynthetic process. The transcript has 14 exons. NCBI's taxonomy places the organism in Eukaryota, Viridiplantae, Streptophyta, Magnoliopsida, Cucurbitales, Cucurbitaceae. Gene Ontology annotation, cellular component: endoplasmic reticulum membrane. Bases 400 to 2103 code for a protein of 567 amino acids. Gene Ontology annotation, molecular function: dolichol kinase activity. The record is from RefSeq and is a predicted model, not a curated record.
UUUAGGCGACUUUCAAAUGUGACAAUGGAGAGAGAAAAUUCGUGGAAUAUCAAUAUCAUGUCCCUUCCUUUACCUCGCGCCAACAGGGAACAAAACCUAGGUGCCCGAUGCUUUGGUGUAUCAAUCCACCCAAUUCCUCACCAAAAUUCCUUCAUUCCGGCUUCCUCUUCUUUGAAUUGCCCCCGCCUUGGUCUCACCAACUCCAUGAAUCUCAGAGUCUGAGCAACAAGGAUAUACAAGUAGCGGCUUUUGAGGACCAUUGGCCCUUUUGUUGCCACCCCAUCAUUGAAUUGUUUGCUAUCUGGCCCGCGGUUCAGCCCCUGGACUGCUUGUUGGGAAGUUUUCUUAUUAGUUUUCUAGAUUGAGGAUUUCUGAAGCUACUGCCACCCACCGGCCACUAUGGCUUUCUCGAUGUCCCCCUUGCUGAACGGAGAGAGAGCCGUGGUACUGUUCUUCAUCACCAGCCUAUUGGUUUCUCUCCCGUUCUCCCUCCUUUAUUAUGGUCUUGCUCUCUCUCUUCUCACCCUUGCUGCUCUUUGCAUCGAAAUCCAAGCAGAGAGUUCCAAUUCUCUUCAUCAAUUUAAGACCAGGCCAGGUGCUUCAUCAGGAAUACUGUUGGGAGCAAUUACGCUACCUGGUGUAAUGCUUGCUAAGAUGAUUCAGCUUACUAGAGCUUUCUCGUCCAAUCACAUUGCACUUGAAGAGAUCGAGACUUGGACUAUGCAAUUCUGGUCCACUUCAACUUGCUGCUUGAGUGUACUUACUCUCCUCAAGAAUUCUAUGCAUGAGUCUGACGUUGUUUCACUAGCUUGCCCCCAACGUCUUUGGAGGUUGAGGCUUGAUUUAGGGUGCAAAAUUUUAUAUGGGGUUGUGUGCUAUAGUUCCCUAGCAACAAUAUAUCCUAAUGUUGUCCACGUGGCUCUUAUGUUAUCAUGGAUAGUCUGUCAUGGGUUGGUUGCUUCUAAAUUGAUUCAGCAUCUUCUUUGUACUUUUCCAGCUUGUGCUUCCAUAGGGGAGGCACUCUUGGUUACAUCUGGACUUGUUCUCUACUUUGGUGACAUGCUGGGAUGUACUAUUGCUAAGGUGCUUGGGGCUUUUAGUUCGUCAGAUUUGGUUUCUUUUCAGUAUACGAUGAACAGAAGUGAGAUUAGUCCCAUAGUUCAGGGUCUGCUGCUUGGCCUUCUUCUGUGCUCAGUGAUCUUUAAACAUCUUCACAUAUGGGAAUGCAUUUUGAACACAGAAAACUCUGAAGCUAAGAAGUACUUUGAGAUUAGAAGAUCCAUGAUAUUUUUUGCCCUCCUUGGAUUCAUUUUGAUUGUGGUCGUCCCUUCAUGGAUGAUGUUCGUUCACGAAUUUGACGCGCAUCCUUACCUAUGGGUCAUAUCCUUCACAUUUUCAGAACCACUUAAAAGGAUAUCGUUAUGUGUCUACUGGCUGUCUCUUAUAUGUGCAUCUAUUCUGCGGUUCUACAAUAUCUCAAGAAAUAGCAAGAUUGAGAGAAUUCUUCUUCGUAAAUACUAUCAUCUCAUGGCUGUUUUGAUGUUUCUUCCUGCACUCAUCUUUCAGCCAAGGUUUCUCAAUUUAGCCUUUGGUGCAGCUUUGGCAGUUUUCUUGGCAUUAGAAAUUAUUCGAGUAUGGAGGAUUUGGCCUUUGGGCCAACCUGUGCAUCAAUUUAUGAAUGCUUUCACAGACCACAGAGACUCUGAACUUCUUAUUGUGAGCCACUUUUCACUUUUAUUGGGAUGUGCGCUUCCCAUUUGGAUGUCCUCUGGUUACAAUGACCGUCCACUUGCACCUUUUGCUGGAAUAUUGAGUCUUGGAAUUGGAGAUACAAUGGCAUCUGUUGUUGGUCACAAGUAUGGUGUCCUUCGGUGGAGCAAAACUGGCAAGAAAACCAUUGAAGGCACAGCAGCUGGUAUUACAUCUGUGCUAGCUGCUUGUUCCAUUCUGCUUCCACUUAUAGCAUCCACUGGAUAUAUUUUGACAGAGCGGUGGCUGUCUCUUCUCCUAGCCGUCACAAUUAGUGGUUUGUUGGAGGCUUAUACAGCACAACUUGACAACGCUUUCAUACCACUUGUCUUCUUCAGCCUUCUAUGCUUGUAGAAGGGAUCGGUUCUCCUUGCAGCCGAGUCAGCUUGCUGCUUGCACCUCUAAUCUCCAAAUAAAACUUCAACUUAGCGUCUCAUUAGAUGCGUCAAGUCUUACAUUCUUCACUGGAUUUCACAUUUUUUUCUGUACAUAAUAGCCCAUAUUUACUGCUGAAAAUCUCCUACUCAGUGUCUUGUCCUGUGUUAUCUGAUUUGAUUUCUAAUCCUUUCAAUUCAAAAGGUAUACUGUUAGCUGUAGACAGGGAAAGGAGGAAGAUAGAUUUUAUGUAAUUUGUAAGGCUGGGGUGAAGAUUCCUAGAUAGAAGAGGUUUAAUUUUUGUAGCAAUAUACCGGUGGAAGAUAUUAUGUUGCUUAUAGAAAUGUAUUUAUUCAUUCAAUACAAUACAAUACAUAUACCUGAAAAUUCUCUAA